CAUUAAUACUAAUAGUAUCAAAAUAAAAAAUCAAAAAACUUUUUUUUAUAUAAAAAUCAUAAAAUACAUUUAAAUAUCACAUAUAUUUUUUUUUAAAUAAUUAUCUUUUUAAAUUUUAUUUGUGUUUUAAAAUAAUAUUUUUAUAUUAAUAAUAUAUUAUUUUAAAAUUAUAAUAAUUAAUAGAAAAAGACUGAAAUUUCUAUCAAUCCAAACACAACCACUUUCUACUUCAGCAUAUAAAAUAAUAGUUGGUAUUAUUUUUGUUUUUUUUACAUAUUCUAGUGUUUGUGAACCCACUAAAAUAUUUAAUAUUCUUUUUACCAUCUAAAUAAACAAAAAAAUAAUUUUAUAAUAAUAAUAAAAAUAAAAUAAAAGAAAAAUGUCAAGUUUAACAGAAACCAGUAGCCACCCAUCAACAACAACAAUCAAUAUCAACGCACCAUCAAAUAUGAUAUAUGAUGAUAAUUAUUUAAAUUAUUAUAAUAAUUUUUAUAUUUUCAAAAUAUUAUUAUCAUAUUUAGGUAUAAAGCACGAAAUUAACCAAAUUAGUGAAAUUGAUCACUUGGUUUUAAAUAAACUACAGUCAUACGACCAAUUCCCAAUCAAAGAUACUGGUGAUUAUUUUUUAGCAAAAUCAGCUGUAAUUUCAAGAUACAUUUCAAAUAAUUAUAAUUUCUCUGGAAAAUCAUUACAAGAAAGUGCAAUAGUCGAUGAAAUUAUCGAAGAAAUUUUAGAAAUAAUCGAAGAAAUAGUCUUACCAAAUAUAAAGUCAAAAACAAUUAAUGAAAAAAUCAAAAUUAUAAUUAGCACCUAUUUCCUUUGCUUCGAAAAAACCCUUUCAAAAUCAACCUAUAUUGCCGGUGGUGAUGACUAUACAAUUGCCGAUCUUUAUUUAUAUAUUUUAUAUGACUAUAUUAAGUUCUUUGAUGGCUUUGCUCAAGAUUUUUAUGGUAAAUUCCCUCACCUGGACGCUUUAAAACAACACUUUGAAUCAAAUAAAGAAGUUUCAGAAUUUAUAAAAAACAACCCAAUAUCAUUUUAAAAAUAAUAGCAAUAAUAAUAAUUUUU
Messenger RNA from Dictyostelium purpureum, 1068 nucleotides. RefSeq lists its product as uncharacterized. NCBI's taxonomy places the organism in Eukaryota, Evosea, Eumycetozoa, Dictyosteliales, Dictyosteliaceae. The coding region runs from base 380 to 1042 and encodes 220 amino acids. The transcript has 3 exons. Gene Ontology annotation, biological process: glutathione metabolic process. Gene Ontology annotation, molecular function: glutathione transferase activity. The record is from RefSeq and is a predicted model, not a curated record.